Messenger RNA from Nymphaea colorata (pocket water lily), 1098 nucleotides. RefSeq names its product 2-oxoisovalerate dehydrogenase subunit beta 1, mitochondrial-like. Gene Ontology annotation, molecular function: catalytic activity. Lineage: Eukaryota; Viridiplantae; Streptophyta; Magnoliopsida; Nymphaeales; Nymphaeaceae. Gene Ontology annotation, biological process: response to nutrient; branched-chain amino acid catabolic process. The transcript has a single exon. The record is from RefSeq and is a predicted model, not a curated record.
AUGAGAUUGUUGAGGAGACUGGCCUUCUUGGAAAGCCAAACCAAACUGGCGACUGCGGUAGAGACGUACAACUUCGCCAAGGAUAUCCCGCAAUCAGUUACACGCACACACUGGAAUCUCUACCAGGCCGUCAACUCAGCCAUCGAUAUUGCUCUGGAGACAGACCCCACGUAUUUCUGCCCAUAAUCCAGAACUAAGGUGUUCGGCGAGGACGUGAAGUUCGGAGGAGUGUUCCGCUGCACCCACGGUCUCUGCGAGCGUUACGGAGUGGACCGAGUUUUCAACACCCCCCUUUCCGAGCAGGGAAUUCUGGGAUUUGCGAUCGGACUGGCAGUGUCGGGCCACACCACCAUCGCCGAGAUCCAGUUCGGCGACUACAUCUUCCCAGCCUUCGACCAGAUCGUCAACGAGGCAGCCAAGUACAGGUAUCGCUCUGGAGGCCAGUUCGAGUGUGGAUCGCUGACCAUCAGGGCCACUUGGGGAGCUGUCGGCCACGGCGCCCUCUAUCACUCGCAAUCCCCCUAAGCCUACUUCGCACACACUCCGGGACUGAAGGUGGUGGUUCCUAGAGAUCCCAUCCAAGCAAAGGGACUUCUACUCGCCUCCAUCAGGGAUCCUAACCCUGUCCUAUUCUUUGAACCUAAGGCACUCUAUCGUAAAUCGGGAGACCUCGUGCCUGUGGGAGACUACAACUUGGCUCUUGAGAAAGCAGAAGUGCUCAACGAGGGCAAGGACAUCACUCUAAUCGGAUACGGCAACCUCAUGAAGACCCUCUAGACAGUGCGCACCAUGGCGGAGAAGGACGGCAUUUCCUGCGAAAUCAUCGACCUGCAGACCAUCUACCCCUACGACUCCGAGACACUGGUGAGGUCAGUCAGCAAGACCGGCAGGUGCAUCAUCACCCACGAGGCGCCCAGCACCUGCGGCAUCGGCGGCGAGAUCUCGGCGAUGCUGCAGGAGAAGUGCUUCCUGUCGUUGCGCGCCCCCAUCUCGAGAGUGACCGGCUACGACACCCCCUUCCCGCUGGUGCAGGAACCGCUCUACCUGCCCACCGAGUGGAAGAUCUACGACAAGGUCAAGAAGCUCAUGAAUUAUUGA